Melopsittacus undulatus (budgerigar) is the source of this 1611-nucleotide messenger RNA. RefSeq names its product GTP binding protein 3, mitochondrial (gene GTPBP3). Lineage: Eukaryota; Metazoa; Chordata; Aves; Psittaciformes; Psittaculidae. Gene Ontology annotation, molecular function: GTP binding; protein binding; GTPase activity. The coding region runs from base 23 to 1486 and encodes 487 amino acids. Gene Ontology annotation, cellular component: mitochondrion; cytoplasm. The transcript has 9 exons. The record is from RefSeq and is a predicted model, not a curated record. Gene Ontology annotation, biological process: tRNA methylation; tRNA wobble uridine modification.
GCGGGCAGAGCGGAGGGGACUCAUGGCGCUGCGGAGGGCGCUGAGCGCGGCGGGGCGCAGGUGUGCUCAGCGCCUCUGCUCCUCGGCCUGGGGUGACACCAUCUUCGCCGUGUCGUCGGGGCACGGCCGGUGCGGGGUGGCCGUGAUCCGGACCAGCGGCCCCGGCAGCCGCGGGGCCCUGCAGAGCCUCACGGGGCGGCCCCCGCUGCCCCCGCCCCGGGUCCUGGCCCUGCGGCGCAUCCGGGACCCCGGCACCGGGGAGACCCUCGACCGUGGCCUCGUUGUCUGGUUCCAAGGACCACAGAGCUUCACUGGGGAGGACUGUGCUGAGCUGCACGUGCACGGGGGGCCGGCAGUGGUGAGCGGGGUGCUGCGGGCGCUGGGGACCCUGCCCGGCCUGCGUCCUGCCGAGCCCGGGGAGUUCACGCGCCGAGCGUUCCGGCGUGGGAAGCUGGACCUGACGGCGGCCGAGGGGCUGGGGGACCUCAUCCGUGCCGAGACCGAGGCGCAGCGGAGGCAGGCGCUGAGGCAGAUGGAGGGGGAGCUGGGCCGGCUCUACCAGCGCUGGAGCGAGACCCUCACCCAGGUACAGGCUCUCGCCCACCUUGAAGCCUAUAUUGACUUCAGUGAGGAUGACAACGUGGAGGAAGAGGUCUUGUCCCAAGUGGAUGCCACCGUGCGGGCGCUGGAGCAGGAGAUUGGCUCUCACCUCCAGGAUGGGCGCCGGGGGGAGCUUCUGCGGGGGGGCGUCCACGCUGUCAUCGCCGGCCCCCCCAAUGUGGGCAAGAGCAGCCUACUCAACCUGCUGUGCCAGCGUCCGGCAGCCAUCGUGUCACCGGUGGCAGGGACAACACGGGACGUGGUGGAGGUGGCCCUGAACGUUGGUGGUUACCCACUGGUGCUGAGCGACACAGCCGGGCUCCGCGAUGCCACCGACCCCGUGGAGCAGGAGGGGGUCAGCCGUGCUCGGGACCGGCUGCAGGAAGCAGACCUGGUGCUGGCUGUGCUGGACGCCGCGGCUGUGCCCACCGAGCCGGUGGGGCUGGGGGCUGCGCUGGGGUCCCUGCAGCCUCCCCCUUCCACCCCCUGCAUCCUGGUGCUCAACAAGGCCGAUCUCCUGAAGGGAAACGGGGGGUCCCUGCGUGCUGCCUGCGCCCAAGGACACCCCCUGCCCCCCAUCACCUUCCUCUCCUGCAAGACGGGCGAGGGGCUCGACCACCUCCUGGCACUGCUGGCACAGGAGCUGGCGCGGCUGUGUGGAGACCCCCUCUCGGGCUCGCCCAGCCUGACCCAGGGCCGGCACAGCCUCCACCUGCGCCAGUGCAUGGCAGCACUGGUGCAGUACAGCCAGGAGCGCCGGAGCGACCUGGGGCUGGCAGCUGAGCGGCUGCGGCUGGCACGGAGGCACCUGGGCAGCAUCACCGGGCACGUGAGCACCGAGGACGUCCUCGACAUCAUCUUCAGGGACUUCUGUGUUGGCAAGUGAGGAGCACGACAUGGGGGUCCCUGGCUGCGGUGCUGCCGGCUCCGGUGCCGCCGGCGUGGAGGACCUGCGCUCUGUUGAGCUCCAGGCUGGCAUUAAACCAUGGUGCCUUUUGUGGCUCUGGCGUC